This is a messenger RNA of Juglans microcarpa x Juglans regia, 1107 nucleotides long. RefSeq names its product 16 kDa phloem protein 1. The record is from RefSeq and is a predicted model, not a curated record. Bases 455 to 922 code for a protein of 155 amino acids. Lineage: Eukaryota; Viridiplantae; Streptophyta; Magnoliopsida; Fagales; Juglandaceae. The transcript is spliced from 5 exons.
GACAGUUUCACUUGGCACCGUUUUAUAUUAUAUUUAACUGAAUUUUAAAAAUCAUUUUUUUUUUUUUAAAUUUUAAUCCGUAGCUUUUUAGUAUUUGGGUCAAAUGUAUUCGUUAUUAAAUGGAGUGCUUCCAAGAAGAUCCUUUUUAAAAUGACUCUUCAUUCCUUGGUUGCCCCCAUUUUAUUCCAUUCGUUUUUCUCUAUUUAUUUUUCCAAGUCAAACGUGCCGGGCAGUUGAUAUUUCAUAGCAUUGAUCAAUUGGAGGAAAAUUCCAUAAGUUGGCCAACCUUGCCUUUGUUCAUUCUUAAAUCCUGACCGCCUGUCGGUUUUUCAACUACUCAUUGCAAGUCUUCGAUAGUAUAUAAGCCAUGCAAGAGUCAUGCUGAGAGACGCUUCUUGGAAUUUUGAUGAAAUUGAACCUCAUCGAGAGAGAAUAGAAGAGAAGAGAGACAGAGAUGGCAGUUGGGACAAUGGAGGUGCUGCUGGUGAAUGCAAAAGGCUUUGGAGACUCUGAUCUCUUCGGUCGUAUGGAUCCUUAUGUUCUGAUACAAUACAAAAGUCAAGAACGCAAGAGCAGCGUGGCCCGAGGUCAAGGUGCUUCUCCAGUGUGGAAUGAGAAAUUGACAUUCAUGGUCGAGUAUCCAGGGGUAGGGGACCAGUACAAACUCAUUCUCAAAAUCAUGGAUAAUGACACAUUCUCUACUGACGACUUCAUUGGGCAAGCCACCAUCUACGUGGAGGAUUUAUUAGCAGUAGGAGUGGAGAAUGGAAGUGCUGAAUUACAUCCUCGCAAGUAUAGCGUGGUUCGAGUCGACCAAACUUAUUGUGGAGAGAUUGAAGUUGGCGUCACUUUCAUCAAAAAGGUAGAAGAGAAAUAUAAUGAAGAGGAGUUUGGGGGAUGGAAGCAGAGCCACCACUACUAGUUCCCUUGCUGCCUUUGUCCACAUGAAAUUUUCAAGAUUUCUUCGGGUGGAUUUCAUACAACUGAAGUAGCAAUGAAAGUCUUUCUGAUCUAUUAUUAUGUAUUAACUUCAUGCUCCAUUCGAUCAGUGAGUGGAUUUUUUUGUAAAAAAUAAAAAUAAAAAUAAAAAUGAGGGCUACACCUUCA